CAUCCAUUGUUGACGACAUGUACGAUGUCUAUGGAACACCUGAAGAACUGCAACAAUUCAGUGAUGCAAUCGAAGAGUGGGAUAUCAGUAGCUUAGACAAACUUCCUGAUUACAUGAGAGUUUGUUAUCAAGCUUUACUGGAUGUUUUUUCUAAAGCCGAAGAAGAGAUGGUAAAGGAGGGAGGACUGACAUACGGCUUCGAUCAUGCAAAAAACGCUUUUAAGAGGACAGUAAGACAUUAUCAUCAGGAAGCUAAAUGGUGUCAUGUCGGCUACUUUCCAAAGUUUGAAGAGUACAUGGGCGUUGCAUGUUUAUCUGCUGGCAUGGCAAUGUUGUCAAUCACAAGCUUCGUGCUUAUGGGUAAUGUGGCAACUAAAGAAGCAUUUGAAUGGACGUCGAAAGAUCCCUUGAAUCUUAGAGCUGUAGCUGAAAUUGGCCGACUCGGUAACGACAUCGUGGGACAUGAGAAUGAGAGGAAGAGAGCGCAUGUACCAUCAGCUGUUGAGUGCUUCAUGCAACAGUAUGGUGUUCCAAAAGAAAUCGCUUAUGAAUCACUGCAGAAUCGCCUCACAAAUGCGUGGAAGGAUAUGAAUCAGGAAUGCCUCAAUCCAACAGCAGUUCCAAGGCGGUUGCUAACAAACGUUUACAAUUUUUCAUGUGCGACAAAUCUUCUUUACGAGGAUUAUGAUGGAUACACUAUAUCUUCAACUCGGACGAAAGAGAGGAUAACCUCGAUAUUGAUUGAUCCUAUUCUGGUGUGAUCAUUAAUCACUGCCCCCAUUAGCUUUUUAUUAAUGUAAGAUAAGGAGAUUUAUUUGAAUUUUAGUAUCGGUUGUUUGUGCCCUACUCUAUAUAUUUUUGUUGCUCAACUGCUCAACUAACCUAGCUCAUAUAUAUGAGGGGGCAGUGAUGCUGGAACUUUCUUUGUGUUUAA
This is a messenger RNA of Daucus carota subsp. sativus, 934 nucleotides long. Its product is annotated as sesquiterpene synthase 2-like. NCBI's taxonomy places the organism in Eukaryota, Viridiplantae, Streptophyta, Magnoliopsida, Apiales, Apiaceae. The coding region runs from base 18 to 761 and encodes 247 amino acids. The record is from RefSeq and is a predicted model, not a curated record. Gene Ontology annotation, molecular function: terpene synthase activity; magnesium ion binding. The transcript has 4 exons.